Molecule: messenger RNA, 1713 nt
Organism: Erinaceus europaeus (western European hedgehog)
Lineage: Eukaryota; Metazoa; Chordata; Mammalia; Eulipotyphla; Erinaceidae
Gene: PRDM14
Product: PR/SET domain 14
Exons: 7
Coding region: 1-1713 (570 amino acids)
Biological process (GO): regulation of transcription by RNA polymerase II
Cellular component (GO): nucleus
Molecular function (GO): RNA polymerase II transcription regulatory region sequence-specific DNA binding; protein binding
Source: RefSeq, a predicted model, not a curated record
AUGGCCUUGCAGCCUCUAGGUGAAGCUGUACCUCAGGACAAAGGGUUCUACCUUUCCGAGAGGCUCCAAAACAACCCUCAACAAUUGGCCGCCUGCUACUUGCCCUUCUCGCCCUUUGGCCCCUACUUGGACGCCCUCACCGCCGCGGAGGAAAGUUUCUCACCUUUCAGGCACCUAGAGGCCGCGCUGCCUGCGCCCCCGGGGCUGUGCCCCUUCCCCUUCCAGGCCGCGCCUCCCUUGCUGAGCCCUGAACUGACCCUGCCAAAUGAGCCGCUCUACGAUCUGGCCUGGUACAGCAAGCUGCUUCCGUGGUACCCGGCUCCCUACCUCCCCAGGGAGGUGCCACAUUUAUUCAGUAGCGGCCUCCAGUGCACCGGCACCGGCCGCGAGGACUUGGACCGCACCAGUGAUCCUAGCGACAAAGAAACUUUAAUUCAGUCGCCCCCUGUGGAUGGCCCCCCACUCCUUGAGAUGCAGAAGACCUCUUCUCAGCAGUUAUGUAACUCUCCCAGCAAGGGGUCUGAGGAUGAAGCCAAACUCCAGAACCAAGAAGGGCAUUCCUCUCAUCCUUAUCGCUUCACCCAGGAGGACUUGAAUUUAGUGCUUUAUGGGGUCAUUCCCAGUCUGGAGCGCCCUGCUGGCCCGAAACAUGCGAUUUCUGGCCUCAGAGUCCCCACCGACAGCUCUGGACUUGACUCUCUUCCUCAAACUCUGCAUGAAGACACACUGAAAUUACCAGAAGGUCUCUGCUUUAGACAGACCAAGUUUGGUGGAGUCCCACAUGUUGGUGUGUUCUGCAGUAAUAUCAUUGCCAAAGGAGUUCGGUUUGGGCCGUUUCAGGGUAAAGUGGUCCACAUCAGUGAAGUCAAGAGCUAUGGAGACAAUUCUCUGUGGGAGAUCUUUGAAGAUGGUCAUCUGAGCUACUUUAUAGAUGGGAAAGGAGGUGCUGGAAACUGGAUGUCCUAUGUCAACUGUGCCCGUUUCCCCAAAGAGCAGAACCUAGUUGUGGUGCAAUGUCAAGGGCAGAUAUUUUAUGAGAGCUACAAGGAGAUAUACCAGAACCAAGAACUCCUGGUGUGGUAUGGAGAUGGCUAUGAGAAGUUUUUGGACAUUCCAGUGAGUCUCCAGGUCACAGAGCAGGGCAAGCAGGCAUCUGACCCCUCUGAAGAGUCUACAGAAGGUUACAGAUGUGAAAGAUGUGGAAAAUUAUUCACCUACAAAUAUUACAGAGAUAAGCACCUCAAGUACACUCCCUGUGUGGAUAAGGGUGAUAGGAAGUUUCCCUGUACUCUCUGCAGUCGAUCCUUUGAGAAGCGUGACCGGCUCCGAAUUCAUAUUCUUCAUGUUCAUGAGAAGCACCGACCUCACAAGUGUUCUACGUGUGGGAAAAGUUUCUCUCAGUCUUCUAGCUUAAACAAACACUUAAGAGUCCACUCUGGAGAGAGACCUUACCAGUGUGUAUAUUGUACAAAAAAGUUCACUGCCUCCAGUAUUCUCCGCACACACAUCAGGCAACACUCUGGGGAGAAACCUUUCAAAUGCAAGCACUGUGGUAAAUCUUUUGCAUCUCAUGCUGCUCAUGACAGCCAUGUCCGACGCUCUCACAAGGAGGACGAGGACUGUUACUGCAGCAUCUGUGGGAAAACCUUUCCCGAUGAAGUGUUCUCCCACAGGAAGUCACAUGAGGACUGCGUAACAGCUCCGAAAGUUUGA